AUGGUCAAUCUUCCAAAUGGACUGCUUAUAAAAGUCGCGUCCGAUCUAGACAUGAAGAGUCUACGCUCUCUAGCCUUGGUGUCUAAACAAAUGGAAAUCUUCGCCCAAGACCAACUCUGGAGCGCCAUCCUCGAGCUAGUAUUUGGCCCUCACUGGAACGAAGGAGCAAAAGAUGCGCGACAUGCUUUCCAACCCAAGGGACUGACGAACCUCAAAGAGCUGCAUUUCAACGCGCAAGUCUUCGACUGGUCUUGGUGUGAGCUACCAUCGCUUCAGGUCCUGGACAUCGAUCGCGGCUGCAGUCUAGAGGACUCCGAUCUCCCAGAAGACGUUACAUCGUCUAUCGGUACGCUGACACGGGAAAUGUGUGCCUCGGAACUUGGGUUAGAAUAUUCCGAAAAGACUAGCAAGUUCCUCUCGCGCCUCUCGCCCCUCAAGGGUUUGGAAAUCUGGUUCUCUGACACCAAGAUUACACAAGCCAGUCGAGAUUCCAAUCGCCAGUACAAUCCGACGAUUGAAGUUCCGCGUUACACCUGGGAUUUGCUUCUAGAUCGUUUUGUUAAGGAGCAACUUGCAGGCUUGACAGAUACUCUGAAGGAUUUGACCUUGAGCCUAUCAGAUAACGGCUGCGAGAGCCUACACUACGGUGAAUACCUUGAUGAUUCCAACUAUAGCAGCUUUACCAAGCUACGCCGCCUCGAGAUCCCCCAUAAAUGGUUUACGGGCCGCAUGAUAGAGUUGCUGGUCGAAGAGGCGGGUGUUAUCCUGCCUGCCAGUCUAGAGGAACUGGUCAUUACCCAUUUUAUCGAGCAGACAACCAACAUUUGGGAUAUUUUAGAUGGUAUUUCCUUCGCACAUAGUCGACGUGGCGGCUUCCCCAAGCUGCAGAAGAUUACGCUUGAUCCUACGGGUCACCCUCUUACUAAAUCCUACUUCAGAGAUAUUGUUACUAAUCUACAGAAGCUCAGCAUCGAGGUGGAGGCUCUGCUGGAGAAUUUGAACUCGGACUAA
Molecule: messenger RNA, 1011 nt
Organism: Alternaria atra
Lineage: Eukaryota; Fungi; Ascomycota; Dothideomycetes; Pleosporales; Pleosporaceae
Exons: 2
Coding region: 1-1011 (336 amino acids)
Molecular function (GO): protein binding
Source: RefSeq, a predicted model, not a curated record